Messenger RNA from Pundamilia nyererei, 2518 nucleotides. It is a transcript of the gene cog8, whose product is annotated as component of oligomeric golgi complex 8. The coding region runs from base 112 to 1920 and encodes 602 amino acids. Gene Ontology annotation, cellular component: COG complex. NCBI's taxonomy places the organism in Eukaryota, Metazoa, Chordata, Actinopteri, Cichliformes, Cichlidae. The transcript is spliced from 5 exons. The record is from RefSeq and is a predicted model, not a curated record. Gene Ontology annotation, biological process: intra-Golgi vesicle-mediated transport.
GAGAAGAAGAAGAACCGGGACGUGUUCGUCAGCGCUGGAUGUUCCGGUUGUUUACAACCAGGAAACCUGUCAGUUUGUGAACCGGGACUCCGUGAACCUGCAGCGGUAAACAUGGCGGCGGUGGACGUGGAGGAUGAGAGCAUCCUGGCGUCCAUCUUUAAGGACAGCUUCCCGGACAGCUGGAGGGACAACCCGGACUUCGCGGCCUACCUGUCGGAGCUCAGCUCUUUCGGGGUGGAGAAGCUGGGCCGGGAGCCGGAGAGGCUGGCGGAGGAGCGGGCUCAGAUCCUGCAGCAGACCCGGGAGCUGGCCUUCUCCAACUACCAGACCUUCAUCCGCACCGCCGACUGCACCGAGCACAUCUACCGGGACUUCGGCCGGGUGGAGAGCAGCGUGUCCCGGCUGCUGGAGAAGCUGCCCCGCUUCGGAGAGAAUUGCAGGCACUUCAUGAAAGAGGCGGAGGAGAUCGGAGCAAGCCGCCGGAUGAACAGCCUCACUCUGAACCGCCACACGGAGAUCCUGGAGAUUCUGGAGAUUCCUCAGCUCAUGGACACCUGCGUCCGCAACGGCUACUACGAAGAGGCUCUGGAGCUGGCGGCAUACGUGAAGAGGCUGGAGAAGAAACACUCGUCGCUGCCCGUCAUCCAGGGUAUCGUGCGUGAAGUGCGUCAGUCGGCUCAGCUGAUGCUCAACCAGCUGUUGCAGCAGCUCCGCAGCAACUCCCAGCUACCCGUGUGCCUCCGCGUCAUCGGUUACCUGCGGCGUAUGGACGUGUUCACGGAGGCGGAGCUGCGGGUGAAGUUCCUGCAGGCUCGCAGCACUUGGCUGCACUCCAUCCUCGCCGCCAUCCCUGAAAACGAUGCUUACUUUCACAUCACCAAGACCAUCGAGGCCUGCAGGGUGCACCUGUUUGACAUCAUCACCCAGUACAGAGCCAUCUUCUCUGACGAGGACCCGCUAGUGCCCCCCGCCGGUGGGCUCAUGGCUGUGAACGAGGGCGCCAUCUUCCACGGCUGGGUGGUGCACAAGGUGGCGGAGUUCCUGGAGACCUUAGAGAGGGACCUGCAGCGGGGUGUGGGCAGCCGCCUGGACUCCCUGCUGGGUCAGUGCAUGUACUUCGGUUUGUCCUUCAGCAGGGUGGGGGCGGACUUCCGCGGGCAGCUGGCGCCCAUGUUCCAGCGGGUGGCGGUGGACACGUUCCGCGGAGCCGUGAAGGAGGCGGUGGAAAAGUUCCAGGAGGACAUGAACCUGUACACCCUCAUCGCCCUGCCCUCAGUGCUGGCAGGGACCAUCCCCGUCGUAGCCCCCGCCCCGCAGCCCGGCACCCUGCAGCCCCCAAUGUCCCUGCUGGACUUCCAGCCGCUCGCCUGCUUUCUCAACAACAUCCUGACGGCCUUCAACGACCUCCGCCUCUGCUGCCCCAUCGGAGUGGUGGAGAAUGUCACCAAAUGCCUGGAGGAAGCCCUGAAGAUGGUGACCCGUCAGAUUCUGGUGUUUCACCGGGCGGAGGAGACGGCCUUCAGCAGCCGGGAGAAGGAGCUGUUUAUUCAGUUCUGCUGUGCGUACGCUGAAGACCUGCUGCCCUUCCUGAACCGCUGCCUGCAGGUCCUGUUUCCACCGGCUCAGCUCGCUCUCAUCCUGGGUGUUCCUCCCACCCAGCUGCAUAAGUACGGCCAUCUGGGCUCCAUCGACCUCGCCGCAGUCCUCGAGCCUCUGGACUUCCUGCUUCCUCAGAAGGAGCCGCCGGUGCCAGAGGUCGACAUUACGGCUGAAUUGAGCAGCCUGACGUUUGACAUAGAGCCCAAAGAACCGGCAGCAGAUCCAGACUCGGCGCCGACCCCAUCCGACGUCAGAGACUCAAAACCCGGAGCUGAACUGACAAAGACGGAGUUUGAAGAGCCGAAGCAGGACGAGGAGUGAAGGCGAGGAAACGCUGGCUCUGUAAACUGUAUCCUGUGACGGACAUCUGUCAAAACUGAAGCAUUAAAAUAUUUUUAUAUAUGUGAGAAAAAGGCUUUAAUGGUGACAUUUCUUCUCUUAUUUAAAGGUUUACUCACUAAUGUAGAAGGAAAAUAAGCAAAUAGUUUAGUUUGCUUCUUUUUCCAUCGAUGAUGGAGUCCACCUGAUUUUAACUCUGCUCUCGGAGAUCUUCAGCUCGUUCUCGUCCUCUAAGAAGGAAAAACUGAAUGUUUGUGUUUUCCUGGUAACGUGUCAGAAAUGUGAGAAAACCAAAAGUUUGGUUUAUUAUAGGAAAGUCCUGAAGGGCAGAAACUGACUCUGCAUUUUCAUCCAGCGUCGGCCUCAUCUCUGAGCUUUUUCUGCUGAGGCAGCUGGGAGUUGUAGUCCGUCAGCUGGGAGUUGUAGUCCGUCAGCUGGGAGUUGUAGUCCGUCAGCUGGGAGUUGUAGUCCGUCAGCUGUGUCUGAUUUACAUGGUGGGUUUGUUAAACUGUCUGGACACUUAAAUCUUUCACUUUGAUUCAAAGAUUCAUUGGAAAUCAAUAAAGAUCAAUUAUAUUGA